Blepharisma stoltei is the source of this 571-nucleotide messenger RNA. NCBI's taxonomy places the organism in Eukaryota, Ciliophora, Heterotrichea, Heterotrichida, Blepharismidae. The record is from the annotation of a GenBank genome assembly.
AUGUCAGCAGCCAGAAGACCCGCACCAAGAGGAGGAAGGAAAGGGAGACAAGAAUUGACUGAAGAACAAAAACAAGAAAUAAAAGAAGCUUUUGACCUCUUUGAUACAGAUGGGUCUGGAAGCAUUGAUUCAAAAGAGCUUAAAGUUGCUAUGAGAGCCCUUGGUUUUGAGCCUAAAAAAGAAGAGGUAAGAAGGAUGAUUGCUGAGGUCGACAAAGAUGGCUCAGGGACUAUUGAGUUCCCAGAAUUCCUAUACCUUUAUAUAAGAAUUAUUAAAAAUACUUUUUUUAAAAAAAAUAAAUAAAAAUAUAUUUAAAGGUAUAGACAUGAUGGCUGCCAAAAUGGCUGAGAGAGACCCAAAGGAAGAAAUUUUGAAAGCUUUUAGACUAUUUGACGACGAUGGAAGCGGGACUAUUACUUUUAACAAACUCAAGCGUGUAGCAAGAGAGCUUGGAGAGAAUAUGACUGAUGAAGAACUUAUGGAAAUGAUUGAAGAAGCUGAUAGAGAUGGAGAUGGCGCUGUCAAUCAAGAGGAUUUCUUAAGAAUUAUGAAGAAAACUAAUUUAUUCUAA